This is a messenger RNA of Anopheles aquasalis, 950 nucleotides long. RefSeq lists its product as uncharacterized. The record is from RefSeq and is a predicted model, not a curated record. Gene Ontology annotation, molecular function: N-acetyltransferase activity. Lineage: Eukaryota; Metazoa; Arthropoda; Insecta; Diptera; Culicidae.
ACACCAGAAGGCUGCAACGAUGCCGUGGGAACGACCUGCUUCCGUGCCAUAUCCGAAUGUUUGGUGGACCUUCGAAGCACCGGAUCCGGAUCGUGAGGAUGGUGCGUUGGCGACGUAUCGGGUGGAAGAUUUGACCGAGGAUCGUUUCGAGGAUGUGAAGCAACUGUACACCGAACACUUUCUGGAUGAUGAGCCCCUCUGUGCACAAAGUGGAAUCCGACAGGAUGCCGAGGCAUACGAGGAGAUUAUGAUGUUCUGGGGGCAUACCCUAACCCAGCGACUAACGAUCGUGUGCUACAAGGAAGGAUCGAAAGAGCUGGCCGGUGCUAACAUACUGACGAUAUCGUCGGCUGACGACAAGAAGGAGGACUAUAUGAAGCUGAUAAAAACAGAGAAGCUGAGGAAAAUAAUUGGAAUCAACGAUCACAUUAGCGAAUUGGCUGAAUUGUACAAGCGCUACGGUGUCGACAAGUAUCUGACCGCGUACGGUCUGAGCGUUAACACGCGCUUUCGUGGUCUAGGGAUAGCCACGGAAAUUCUCAAAGCACGUGUUCCCAUCUGCCGUGCCUUCGGAUUGAAGCUCACGAACACUACCUUUACGGCCAUUGGAUCGCAGAAAGCGGCGGCAAAGGCUGGUUUCAAAACAGAUGUUGAAAUGCCCUGUAAUGAAUUCGUCAAAGUCAACCCCAAAUACACGCUGGACGGCAUCAAGAGCAAAAGUCUGAAGUUGAUGAGUUUGGUCAUCGAUGAAGAACAAGUAACAAGUAACACGAACUGAGAUUUCAUUAGGACAUUUUUAGUCGAAGAAAUGUUGCUCAGUAAACGCUUUUAGUUGAUAUGGAGUAAAUAAAUCGUAAAGCGAUUGUAAUUAUUGAUUUUCCUUAUGGUGAUGUAUUGUAUGGCCAGUGACUCAUGAUUGUAUGACCGACAAAACACUUUGCGAUUACCUU